Molecule: messenger RNA, 279 nt
Organism: Perkinsus marinus ATCC 50983
Lineage: Eukaryota; Perkinsozoa; Perkinsida; Perkinsidae
Exons: 4
Coding region: 1-279 (92 amino acids)
Source: RefSeq, a predicted model, not a curated record
AUGAUUGUAUAUCAGCUCGCGAGAAGUGGAUCAACAGGGAGCACACAGGAAGCAGUUGCAGUUGAUCCAGCCGACAACCAACUUUUCAACAUCUACACUACGAGAUCAGAAGAUGAGAAAAUCCUUCCGGAUGAGCACUACCCGAAGUGGCUCUGGGGGCUCGAGCAGCCUAGUGCAGGGUAUGGCGAGCUGAGUCUGAUGUUCGUCCACGGUGUCAAUAUCGAGAAUGCUACUAUGUACCACUAUCAUAGUUUCUUCGGAAGCAUCGAGUUUUGGUGA